ACGUUCCUCAUCCGUCGAGUUUUUAGGUGUUUUAAGCGACAGAAACGUAAAAUAGUAAAAGCAGAAGCACCAGUAUGCGUUAGACCAGUCAAGCGUCUCAUUUGGGAAAAACCUUUGUGCUUAGGUUUACGACAUCGCGUAACACUUGGGAAUGAGUUCUGGAUAGAACAAGUCAACGGAUUUUCAAGGCUAGCCAAGCGAGCUAAGCUGACGAGGGACGCGUCGCCCUCAGGAAGGUUGACAAGACGCUGACUGCUGGACUGCUCCAUCCCUGACCCGCCUUCUCCGUUGCUGCUCUAUGGCUCACAGCCCCUGUGCCGGUGAGCAGCAGCACCGUGAGUAGUCGCCGCGUGGUGCCGACGUCAGCGCCGCUCAGCUGGGAGAAGCGCAACGCCCGCACCGCCGCCCUCUCCACCCCUGGCAGCACCUCCGCAGCAGCUGCAGUCAUGUCCAGCAUCACCAUCGACCCAGAGCACAAGCCUGGCGAGUUCGUCAUUAAGAGCCUAUUUGCCGAGUUUGCCGUACUUGCCGAGAAGAAGAUAGAGGUGGUCAUGGCCGAACCACUGGAGAAGCCCUUAUCCAGGUCCCUGCAGAGAGGGGAGGAUCCACAGUUUGAUCAGUUAAUAAGCUCUAUGAGCUCAAUAGCGGAACACUGUUUGCCCUCACUGUUGCGCACGCUGUUCGACUGGUACCGGAGACAGAGUGGCACAGAGGACGAGUCCUACGAAUACAGACCGAGAUCCAGCACCAAGUCCAAAGGAGAUGAACAGCACCGUGAUAAAGACUACCUACUGGAGAGGAGGGACUUAGCCAUAGACUUCAUCUUUUGUUUAGUUUCAGUGGAAGUUUUAAAACAGAUUCCUCUUCAUCCUGUGCCAGAUGCAUUAGUCCAUGAAGUCCUUAACCUGGCAUUUAAGCACUUUAAACACAAAGAGGGGUGCUCGGGCCCAAACACUGGUAACGUGCACAUCAUAGCAGAUCUGUUCGCAGAGGUUAUCGGAGUUCUCACCCAAUCCAAGUUCCAGGCUGUGCGCAAGAAGUUCAUCACAGAGCUGAAGGAGCUGCGUCAGAAGGAGCAGAGUCCUCACGUGGUACAGAGUAUCAUCAGUCUGAUCAUGGGCAUGAAGUUCUUCAGAGUCAAAAUGUACCCCGUCGAGGACUUCGAGGCGUCCUUCCAGUUCAUGCAGGAAUGCGCCCAGUAUUUUCUGGAAGUGAAAGACAAGGACAUAAAGCAUGCACUAGCCGGCCUGUUUGUGGAGAUCCUCAUUCCGGUCGCUGCCGCGGUAAAGAAUGAAGUGAAUGUGCCGUGCCUGAAGAACUUUGUCGAGAUGCUCUACCAGACUACCUUUGACCUCAGCUCCAGAAAGAAGCACUCGCUGGCACUCUAUCCUCUAGUCACGUGUCUGCUGUGUGUUAGUCAGAAGCAGUUUUUUCUCAGUAACUGGCACAUCUUCCUGCAGAAUUGUCUCUCGCAUCUAAAGAUGCAGUCAAACAACAGCAUCCGUAAGCAGAUCGAGACGCUGCAGAACAAAGAUCCCAAAAUGUCUCGUGUGGCCCUGGAGUCCCUAUACAGACUGCUUUGGGUUUAUAUCAUCAGGAUCAAGUGUGAGAGCAACACCACCACACAGAGCCGCCUCCUCAGCAUCGUCUCGGCACUUUUCCCCAAGGGCUCCCGCAGUGUGGUACCCAGGGACACGCCGCUCAACAUCUUUGUCAAGAUCAUCCAGUUCAUCGCUCAGGAGAGACUAGACUUCGCCAUGAAAGAGAUCAUCUAUGACCUGCUGUCGGUGGGCAAAUCGCAAAAGACCUUCGCCAUCAACCCAGAGAGAAUGAACAUCGGCUUGCGGGCAUUCCUGGUGAUCGCAGACAGCCUGCAGCAGCAGGAUGGGGAGCCUCCGAUGCCCACCACGGGGGUCACCCUGCCCUCAGGCAACACCUUACGGGUCAAAAAGAUCUUCCUGAACACCACGCUCACCGACGAGGAGGCAAAGGUCAUCGGGAUGUCUCUGUACUACCCUCAAGUGAGGAAGGCUCUAGAUAACAUCCUCAGACACCUGGAUAAGGAGGUGGGCCGAUCUAUGAGCAUGACCAGCGUACAGAUGUCCAACAAAGAGCCUGAGGACAUGAUCACUGGCGAGCGAAAGCCGAAGAUCGACCUGUUCCGCACGUGUGUGGCCGCCAUUCCCAGGCUCAUCCCCGACGGCAUGAGCAGACAGGACCUUAUAGAGCUCCUGGCCAAACUAACCAUCCACAUGGAUGAGGAGCUGCGUGGUCUGGCCUUCACCACGCUGCAGGCACUGAUGGUGGACUUCCCCGAGUGGAGGGAGGAUGUGCUGUCGGGCUUUGUGUACUUUGUGGUGCGUGAGGUGACGGAUGUUCACCCCACCCUGCUGGACAACGCCGUCAAGAUGCUGCUACAGCUCAUCAUCCAGUGGAAGCAGGCGGUGCAGAGCAGCAACCGCAGCCAAGAUGCACAGGGCUCUAACCGGAGUGGCUGUCUGUCUCUGGAGCGCCCCCUGGUGUUGAGUGUUCUGCAUGUGGUGGAGGGCCUGGCCUUGGUAGUGCUGUGCAGCUGCCGGCCGGCCACUCGUCGCCUCGCCGUCAACGUACUCAAAGAGGUCCGUGCACUGCACAACGCCCUCGGCAUUGCCAAGGGUGAUGAGGAGUUGGCUAUAGAUGUGAUGGACAGGGUGAGCGCUUCAGUUCUGGAAAGCUUUAUUCACCUUACUGGGGCUGACCAGACCAGCCUACUCUACUGUCCCAGUGGUAUAGACCUGCAGACACUGGCUGAGUGGAGCUCCUCCCCCAUUAGUCAUCAGUUUGAUGUAGUCAGCCCGUCCCACAUCUGGGUGUUUGCCCAUGUGACCCAGGGCCAGGACCCGUGGGUCAUCACCCUGUCCAGCUACCUGCGACAGGAGCACCUCCCCAAGCACUGCCCCACAGCUCUGGGCUACGCCUGGGUCUUUGCCUCCACCCGCCUUCAACUGCUCUCUCCGCAAGUCGACAUCAAUAGCCCCAUCAACGCUAAGAAGAUGAACAGUCUGAGCAGCAGCGGUGACUCCUACGUGGGCCUGUGGAGGAACUACCUCAUCCUCUGCUGCAGUUCCGCCACCUCCUCCUCGUCCUCCUCAUCCUCGGCCCCCGGCUCUGUCCGCUGCUCCCCACCAGAGACGCUGGCGUCCACCCCAGACAGCGGCUACAGCUACGACUCCAAGAUCAUUGGUGUUCCGUCCCCAUCCUCCUUGUUCAAGCACGUGGUUCCUAUGAUGCGCUCAGAGAGUAUGGACAUCACUGAGUCUCUCGUACUGGGUCUUGGCCGGACCAACCCUGUUGCCUUCAGAGAGCUCAUGGAGGAACUGAACCCAAUCAUUAAGGAGGCUUUAGAGAGAAGGCCAGAGAAUAUGAAGCGACGCAGAAGGCGCGAUAUUCUCAGAGUCCAGCUGGUCCGGAUCUUUGAGCUGUUGGCUGAUUCUGGAGUCAUCAGCCAGAUUGGGAGCGGGGGUCUGGACGGAGAGAGCCAGUCUCUGAACAGCACCUUGCUGGAAUAUGUAGAUCUGACUCGGCAGCUACUGGAAGCAGAAAAUGACAAGGAAUCAGACACACUCCGAGACAUCCGCUCACACUUCAGUGCCCUGGUGGCAAACAUCAUCCAGAACGUGCCAGUGCACCAGAGGAGGAGUAUUUUCCCACAGCAGUCUCUGAGACAUAGUCUCUUCAUGCUCUUCAGUCACUGGGCUGGACCCUUCAGUAUCAUGUUCACACCUCUGGACCGUUACAGCGACCGCAACAUGCAAAUCAACAGACACCAGUACUGUGCUCUUAAAGCCAUGUCUGCUGUGUUGUGUUGUGGUCCAGUCGCUGAUAACGUCGGUCUCUCGUCAGAUGGAUACCUCUACAAAUGGCUGGACAACAUCUUGGACUCACAGGACCGCAAGGUGCACCAGCUGGGCUGUGAGGCAGUCAUGCUGCUGUUGGAGUUGAACCCUGAGCAGAGCAACUUGCUGUUCUGGGCGGUGGACCGAUGUUACACAGGCUCCCGCAGGGUCGCCAGCGGGUGCUUCCGCGCCAUUGCCAACGUCUUCCACAGCAGGGAUUAUCAAUUUGACACAGUGGUGCUGCUGAACUUGAUUCUGUUUAAGGCUGCGGACUCGUCCAGAGAUAUCUAUGAGGUUGCUAUGCAGUUACUUCAGAUCUUGGAGCCAAAGCUGUUCCGGUACGCCCAUAAGCUGGAGAUCCAGCGUGCCGACGGUGUUCUGACCCCACCCUCCCCGUUGCCCCCCCUCUACUCCGUCUCCUACUACCAGCUGAGCGAAGAGCUGGCACGAACCUAUCCUGAGCUCACACUGCCCAUCUUCUCAGAGGUGAGUCAGAGGAUACAAACGGCACACCCUGGUGGUCGGCAGGUGAUGCUGCACUACCUGCUGCCCUGGAUGAACAACAUAGAGUUGGUGGACUUCAAGCCGUCGUCGCGGCGACAGGAGGAGCCCGAGGAGGAGGAGGAGGGGCGUGAGAUGAUGAUGGUGAACAGCCGUCGCUGGCUUAGGGGAGAGGGAUGGGGAUCACCCCAGGCAACCACCAUGGUCCUAAACAACCUCAUGUUCAUGACUGCCAAGUAUGGGGACGAGUUUGCGUGGUCGGAGAUUGAGAACGUGUGGACCACUCUGGCCGACAGCUGGCCCAAAAAUCUCAAGAUCAUCCUUCAUUUCCUCAUUAGCAUGUCCGGAGUGAACAGCGAACCGAGCCUCCUGCCUUAUGUGAAGCGUGUGGUAGUGUAUCUGGGCAGAGAUAAGACCAUGCAGCUCCUGGAGGAGCUGAUGUGUGAGCUGGAACACACUGACCCCGUGAGCUCAGCUGUCACUCAUAUGGACAACCCGCCCUACUACCGCAUCACGUCCUCUUAUAAAAUCCCCUCUGUCACAGGCACAUCAUCUAGCAGUAACACUAUGGUUCCCGGGCCAGAUGGUCACCACGACAACAAGCUCAAGGAUUCAAACAUAGAGGAUAAUUACGCUCAUCUGGAUAUUUACAGUGGGCUGAACAGCAAUCUGAACAGACAGCAUCAUCGCUUGGAGUCCCGCUACAGUAGCAGCUCAGGAGGAUCCUAUGAGGAGGAGAAGAGUGACUCUAUGCCGGUCUAUGCUAACUGGCGUCUGAAGGUUAUGGACCACAACCGUCCCGAGCCCCUCCCUUUCCCACCCACAGGAGGCUGCUGGUCCCCGCUGGUCGACCAUCUACCUGAAACCACCACACCUGGAGUCUCUCUUCACAGGUGUAACAUUGCAGUCAUCUUGCUCACUGACCUAAUUGUGGACCAUGGAGUCAAAGUGGAGUGGAGCGCCUAUCUGCAUCUUCUACUGCAUGCCAUUUUCAUUGGUUUUGACCACCAGCACCCGGAGGUCUAUGAGCACUGCAAGCGUCUUUUGCUUCACCUGCUGGUGGUCCAGGGAACCAACACCAGCGUCCAAUCACUGGCCUCUGUCCUGCUGCGUAACCGGGAGUUCCACGAGCCCAGAGUUCUGACUGUUAAACCCCCACCGCAGGAGUUCAACCUCACAGGCGUGGCAGAGCUGGUCCCCGACUACCAGCCGUCCCCCAUGACGGACUCGGGCCUGAGUUCCAGCUCCACGUCCUCCAGUAUCAGUCUGGGUGGCUCAGCCCUGCCCCACCUCCCACCGGCGCUGAUCGGGGAGGUGGAUCUGUCCCUCGAGCAGGACGAGAAGGUCAAACACCUCAUUGAGUUCAUCAGCUCCAGGAAGCGAGGUCCUCUGUGGAACCAUGAGGACAUGUCUCCCAAAAACCCCAACAUCAAGAGUGCUGAGCAGCUCAGCGUCUUCCUCAGACACGUCGUCACCGUGUUCAAACAGACGCAGUCAGGUGUUCAGAUCGACCAGCUGCUCAGCGAGGUGGCUCUCCACACCGCCCUGUCCUGCUCCUCCCGACACUACGCCGGACGCUCCUUCCAGAUCUUCAGGGCACUGAAGCAGCCGCUCACAGCCUCCACGCUGUUGGAUCUGCUCUCUCGCCUGGUGGAGACUGUAGGAGACCCUGGAGAGGAGGCCCAGGGCUUUGUGAUCGAGUUGCUGCUGACUCUGGAGGCUGGAAUAGACACUCUGGCUGACAGCAUGAAGAACUACGACCUGCUCACUGCACUAUCACAGGCUUCGACACACGACCCCGUUCUGGGCACCAAGUUUGCCAGCAACAGGAAGAGCACGGGCCAGCUGAACAUGAGCAGCGGCGGUCUGUUCCACGGGCACUACAGCCACGCUCGCAGCAGCUCGCUCCGUGCCAGUCUCGUGGGCAAGUACAAGGGAGACCGUCCCCGUAGCAACACGCUCGACGUGGCAGACCGCCUGAGCGGCAGCCACGGCAACCUGGCCCGGACGCGCAGCUUAUCCUCUCUGUGUGAGGGCGGAGUCCCGGGAGGCGGAGAAGGGGGAGGGGGGGAAGGAGGUGGUGGAGGAGGAGGGGGCGUGGCCGGCCUGGGAGAGUCGGGCCCCCCGGUGGACCCCACCAAUCUGCUGGCGACAGUGUUCUGGAUCGCGGCGUCACUGCUGGAGUCGGACUACGAGUUCGAGUACCUUCUGGCUCUGCGAUUGCUCAACAGGCUGCUGGCGCAGCUGCCCCUGGAGAGGUCCGAGAGCCGGGAGCACUUGGAGAGGGUGCUGGCCAAGCUGCGCUGGUACAACUUCCCUGGCCUGCUGCAGCUCUUCCUGAAGGGCUUCACCUCGGCCGCCACGCAGGAGCUCACCAUACACCUGCUCAGCAGGCUCAUCAGCGUCUCCCGCCACGCCCUCGUCGACCCCUCGCAGCUGGCAGGUUUCCCGCUGAACAUCCUGUGCCUGCUUCCGCACCUGAUCCAGCACUUCGACAGCCCCACGGUGUUCUGCAAGGAGACGGCCGAGCGCAUUGGCCGGGCGUGCGGCGAGGAGAAGUCAGCCACGCUCGCCAACCUGGCCCACAUGAUGAGCCUGUACUCCACACACAGCUACUCGCGCGACAGCACCAACUGGAUCAACGUCGUCUGUCGCUACCUACAUGACGCCUUCGCUGACAUCACUUUCAGCCUGGUCACCUACCUGGCUGAGCUGCUAGAGAAGGGACUACCCAGCAUGCAACAGUCUCUGCUGCACAUCAUCUACAGCCUGCUGAGUCAUAUCGACCUGUCAGCAGCCCCCGUCAAACAGUUCAACCUGGAGAUCAUGAAGAUCAUAGGCAAAUAUGUUCAGAGCCUGUACUGGAGGGAGGCCCAGAACAUUCUGAAGCUGGUGGUGUCCCGCUCCGCCAGCCUGGCAGUGCCUGACGAGAUGCAGCGCUCCAGCAGUGCCGAGUCGUCGGGCUCGCCCGAGAUCACCUUCACCCGUAUCUUCAACAACGCCUCCAAGGAGCUCCCUGGAAAAACACUAGACUUCCACUUUGACAUCUCUGAGACACCCAUUAUAGGGCACAAGUACGGAGACCAGCGCACUGCAGCAGGUCGUAACGGAAAACCACAGGUCAUCGCUGUGACGAGGAGCACCUCCUCAACGUCUUCCGGGUCAAACUCCAACGGCCUGGUGCCGGUCAGCUGGAAGAGACCCCAGCUCUCUCAGAGGAGGACGCGUGAGAAGCUGAUGAAUGUCCUUUCCCUGUGCGGACCAGAGUCUGGCCUACCUAAAAAUCCCUCAGUGGUGUUCUCCUCAAAUGAAGACCUAGACGCUGGGGACCAGCAGACCAGCCUUAUCUCCACUGUGGAGGAAGUGACACGCGAGGAGGAAGUGCAGGCAGAGGAUGCAGGAAGCGAGCAGCAGUUUGGCGUGUUCAAGGACUUUGACUUCCUGGAUGUGGAGUUGGAGGAUGCAGAGGAGUUGCAGGGCGAGAGCAUGGACAAUUUCAACUGGGGUGUCCGCCGCCGCUCCCUGGACAGCAUGGACAAGGGCGACACGCCAUCCCUGCAGGAGUGCCAAUACGCGGGCAGCAUGCCCAGCCUCAACCUCACCAACCAGGAGGACACCGACGAGUCGUCCGAGGAGGAGGUACUGAGCGCUAGCCAGAUUCUCACCCGCUCCAACCUCCUCAACAGUGACUCUGCCACAGAGGACGCCAUCUCCAACCACAUGGAUUCUCUACUACAAUCCCAAGAGUCUUCCAGCAGUGUCCUCACAGAGGAAGCCACACCCACCCCACCUCUGCCCCGACCCGACAGCCCUAUUCAUGAAACUACGCAUUCUGACAGCAAUAUCAGCCAGCUGCCUGAGGAUGUGAGCGGGACGGCGGUGGACGAACUCAGUAGCAGUGUGAGCGAGGACACUGGCUUCUGUAGUGCCCCACCUUUACCUUCCGACCGCCCCGAGCUGGGCGACCUUCCUGACUGCCUGGACCCCCAGGACCCCCAUGAUGACCUGGAGACAGUGCCCGCUCUGGCCCCAGCCUCGGACAGUCCGCCGGGGUGGCUGUGUGACGAGGAGACCGCGCUACCCCCCGACAGCGCCCCGGACUCUGUGUGUGACGAAGACGUGACCCUGGCAUUGAAGGAGCUGGAUGAGAGGUGUGAGGAGGAGGAGGCCGACUUCUCCGGCAUGUCAAGUCAGGAUGAGGCCGAUGCAGAUGGCUUCCCUGAGCUUCAGGGCUCUCCACCCCCGUCUCCGUUUCUGUCCGCUAUCCUAGCAGCAUUCCAGCCCAUCACCUACGAUGACGAAGAGGAUGCCUGGCGUUGCCACGUCAACCAGAUGCUGUCAGACACAGAUGGGUCAUGUGCAGUGUACACUUUCCACGUGUUCUCACGCCUCUUCCAGCACAUCCAGAAGAAGUUUGACUCCAUUACCCAUGCUUCAGUGCGUUUCCUUGGUGAUGGGCUCCAGCGAAUGGGAAACCAGUUCCUUAGCUCUCUGGAGGUCAUGACCUCGUGCUCCCAGUGUCCUACAGUAUUAUUGGAUGCAGAGACUCUGGUUUCUUGUGGUCUUUUGGAGACAUUGAAGUUCAGUGUCCUGGAGUUACAGGAGCACCUGGACACCUACAAUGUCAAAAGAGAAGCAGCAGAGCAGUGGUUAGAGAACUGCAGAAAAACGUUUGGUGAUAAAGACAGCAGUCAUCAGCCCACCACCCAAGCUCAGCAAAUGGAAAUUCUAGCAGAGCUGGAGCUGUGUCGGAGGUUGUACAAGCUUCACUUUCAGCUGCUCCUGCUCUUCCAGGCCUACUGUAAGCUGAUCAACAGGGUGGACACAAUCAAGAGAGAGGCUGAGGUAACAAACAUGUCAGAGGAAUUGGCCAUCUUGGAGAGCUGCUUGAAGGAGGCAGAGUUGGUGAGUGAUGGACAGGAGGGCAUGGGCGUGUCUGAGGCUGUGCAGUCCAGUACAGAGACAGCUAUCCACUCACUCAUUGAGAGUCUUCGAGCACGAGACUUCACUUCUGCACUUGCACAGGUCAAAGCCUUCAGGUGCUUGUGGCCCAGUGAUAUAUUUGGCAGUGAGACGGACGACGCUGUGCACACCCUGCUGCACAUAUACUUCCGGCACCAGACACUGGGCCAGACGGGCUGCCUGGCUGUGGUGGGGCCCAGCCGGGACCUGUCGCAGGCUAGUGCCCGCCUCAUGGAACUCAACCUGCAAAUCCGUGAGGCCCUGCACCGAGCCCAGGCUCUGCCCCCUGGACAAGCUCCCAGUCUAACGCCCACCCCCCAGACACAGAUCAACACCCACAGCACAGUCCUCAGCACGGGGCUGUGACCCUCACGGGAGUCCAGGCUGGGGAGAGGGUGCUAUUGGGAGGGUCAGGGUAAGAACAGGGGCAGUUGUGGAGACUUUUACCUUUAAAGGGCUAAAGGAUGUGUGUGAGGAUCAUACCGACUUUAAAAAAAAGAAAAACUCGAUACACAAAUUCCUUUUAUUGCCCCACUUCCCCUUUCCUCGCUGUCUCUGCGUCUGUUGUCAUUCUCUGACUUAACGCAGCGUGGCUGAUGCCGGCAGUGCCGUAGAGUGGCUUGGUGAAGGCCUGGGACCAUUUGGAGGAGAGAAACGGUGCCAACGAUGAUGCCAAACUGGAUGCUUUUUGCAGGGGGGGGAAACCCUAUGAUCUCUAGGGUGUCCAGAAAGUGACUAGUGGUUAUCUGCUCUGCAGGAAUCCUGGAGUGGCAUGGCUUGUAGCUGCAGAAAAAGCCUUUCCAUAGUGUAUGAGAACUGGCACAUUAGGACAGAAACUUCUACCACAUUUUACUCAUUAAAUACAAAAUAAGUACAAAAAAAAAAAUGAUUUCAGAAGCAUGCUUGAAUGAGAGAAGCACUGCAAGAAAUAUUUUUUUGAGAAAUGUAUUUUUAUUAGUGCUAACAAACCUAGGUUGUAAAUGUUAGGAUAUUUAAUGUAUAACUGCAAUGUGAGGGCUUGGCUCUCAGCCACUGUGUAAAAAAAGGGUCAUCUUGGUUAACUUUAACUUUAUUGACCUGCACUGGGGGGAAACUAGCUUUUAUUGGGUUGCUCUUACAACACCUUUACCCUGUAACAGUAGUGGUAGCUGUCUGUAGACAACCAUAGACUCACGAGAGUGCAUCUGUACGUGCGCGCCAGUGUGUGACUUACAUAUGCCAAUAUUUGCACACUCUCACAUUAAAAUGCACAACAAGUGCAAUCUAGCUGCAACUCAUUAUGGAAAUAACUUAUUGUACUCUGUAUAUAUUUUAGAAAAGUGUAUAGUGUAAAAGCAGUAUUUUUCCCUUGUACAUUUGUGUAAUGCACUGUUCUACCAGAAUAGAGUAUGAAACUAAAGCAAAAAAAAAAAAAAAAAAAA
Molecule: messenger RNA, 10759 nt
Organism: Electrophorus electricus (electric eel)
Lineage: Eukaryota; Metazoa; Chordata; Actinopteri; Gymnotiformes; Gymnotidae
Source: RefSeq, a predicted model, not a curated record